AUGCAGCUGAUUGCUCACUUCACGCCGCACGUAAGAAAACGAGGCUCAUCAGAUCUCGAUUUGCUGCAUCUCUCAAACGACACCCCAGCCCCGAAAGGAGCCGCCGCCGCCGCCGGGGAACGAGAGGAGCCGCCGCUUCCAGGUCACCGCUGCCCUCGCACUCGCAUCCAUACCUUCGCCGCCGCCCUCGCGCUCGCGGAUCCCUGGAAUGCCGCCGAUCCGAGACGAGCCGCCGCCGCCGAGGAACGAGACGAGGCGCCGCCUUCAUUGCGGACCUGGGCUAGGGUUCCAUACGCCGCCGCCGGUGUCACGCCCCCUCACCACUCCUCCGCGGGCGCCACCCAACCACCGCCGCCCUCUCCACGCACCCGCACCCACUCACCCAACUCUCUCUCCGCCGCCCCAUCUAGAUCUCGGCCGGUUGAUUCCGACGGCGCGCAUCACACUCCUCCUGUGCUCGCCUCGCGCCGCUGCGUCCACCCAUCCGGCUGGAUUCGCCGCUCCCCGGUGGCAAGGGCUUCAGUCGCCUCCAACUCCGGGUUUCUGGCGGUUCAUCUCCGAUGUCUACCCAGCCCCCACGCGCAGCUCUGUCUCCUGGAUGAAUUUGUCCUGCUCGAGGACGACCGGUUCUUCCUCAACCUCCAAGGACGCCCGCCAUCGUCGAGCUUCCCUCCGUGCGAUGCCAUGGAGAUGAAACUCCCCUCGACCAGGGAAUUCAAGGGCAUGUGGGAGAGAGAGGAGGUCCAUGGAGAAGAUGCUCUGCUCCAACCCUCCCUGCCUCCUACUACAAGAUGUCUUUUUUGUGUGUGAUUGUAUUGCAGCAGCCAUCAGCAGCAGCAGGCCGAGUGACGGUGGUGGCUGUGUGCAGGCCAUGGAGGCGAUGAUGAGCACGAGGGGAAGGCUGCUGCUUCAACCCCGUUAAGGUCUGCUGCUUCGAAUUGUCCCAGAUCGGUCGAUUCCUUCUUGCUUUCCCGUUAAGGAUUUCUUCUUGAUGUUUAUAUCAUUGGAUUGCCUGUAUAUUUUGUAACCCGUGGAGUUAGUAUGACCUGCCUGGCAACCUGUAUUUUACUGGAGAAAAUGUUGAACAGUAGGCUUGUUAUUUUGAAUGCUUACGGCAAAGGGAUGGGCUUGCACCUUUUAUGUUCUAGACUAGGCAUGCUAAUGAAAACAUUCCCGUACAUGUAGGUCAUGUGCAUAUAAACUCCAGUCCGCCUCGUUCGUAAUGCUUUGCCUGAUUCUGUUAUGGAUUACCCUUUCUGUUUAUAAGUUGAUGUACUUUAUUGAAUUGGUUUCUUAGUAACCAACCAUGCCGGAGUCUGUUGUUGUGUGGAGAAAGUUUGAUUGAAAUUUAACCAUGCAUAGAGUUCACUCUUAUCGCCCUUUCAUUCAGUACAUUCUGAUCAUUGCAAUUUGGAAUGAUAACCAGGUUCCGUAAGAAG
Messenger RNA from Triticum urartu, 1439 nucleotides. The record is from RefSeq and is a predicted model, not a curated record. Lineage: Eukaryota; Viridiplantae; Streptophyta; Magnoliopsida; Poales; Poaceae.